Macrosiphum euphorbiae (potato aphid) is the source of this 216-nucleotide messenger RNA. NCBI's taxonomy places the organism in Eukaryota, Metazoa, Arthropoda, Insecta, Hemiptera, Aphididae. The record is from the annotation of a GenBank genome assembly.
AUGGCUGGAAGUGGUCUAAAAGAACUAUGGAAUACAAUAUAUGCAGCUAAUUCGAUUGAAAAAAUGAUAACUGGACAUGCGUAUUCUAGAGCUGUACGGGCGCAUAUGUUAACCCAGGUCUGCCUUGGAAAAUUAAUUUUGGACGAACUUGAUUUGACGGAAGAAUUCAAAAUAACUCUAAAACAGCACAUUUUAAGUACAGAUUUUACACUGUGA